AUGAUUCCGAAGGAGAAAUCCUUGUUAACCACCGAAGAGAGAACCCGAGUAAAUCUCGACAAUAUAGCCAAAGAUAUACUCUACAAGGCUCUAGACAAAUCAUUGUUUCCGAGAGUACGGAAGUGUAAGAAUGCUAAAGACAUCUGGGAUGUACUUAUGCUCAUAGGUGAUGGAGACGAACAAGAGAAGGAGAACAAGUUAACAAUUGCCAUGAAGAAGUUUGAAGAUUUCAAACUCAAUCCAAAGGAGUCCAUAACUGAAAUGGAAGCUCGGUUCAUAAAGUUAUUGAUGAAGAUCAACGAUCUUGAUGAGAAAAAGCUAUCACAAAAGGAGAUAAACUUGAAGAUUCUCCGAGGACUACCCAAAAGCUGGGAAAUGAAAGUAGUAGCUCUCCGAGGACUACCCAAAAGCUGGGAAAUGAAAGUAGUAGCUAUGCGAGGACUACCCAAAAGCUGGGAAAUGAAAGUAGUAGCUAUGCGCGAUCAUAGAGAAAGCUGGGAAAUGAAAGUAGUAGCUAUGCGCGAUCAUAGAGAUCUCAAGACAAUGAGCACUACUCAGAUCUUUAGUGAUCUGAAAGCCUACGAGUUUGAGAAGGAAACACAAAAUGAUGAAGAACCUGAGACAAGAAACAUAGCCUUAGUUGCAAAUCAUCAACCUUCAUCAUCAACACCAAGGUUCAAAAGAUUCAUGCGAAAGAAUCAGUCCUACGACAACUCUGACAAGAUAAGAAGAACGAAGUACCGAAGCAAUGACAAAGCAAGUGGAUCCAGAACACAUGAAAAGGAUGAAAUACAAGUGCUGUGUUACAACUGCCGAAAACCUGGACACUUCAAAGCUGAAUGUCCGUAUCCCAUUGUCAAGAAACAUCAGGACGAGCACAACUACAAGAAGAAUUCGGGAAACUAUCACAACCUGAAGAAUGCACCAAAUGAUGCUGACGAGGAGCCAAACAAAAAUCAGAAGAAUGAUAGGCGAAGGAAGGCUCUAGCUGUAGAAGAGAAGUCAGGAGACAAGAACGACGAGUCAUGCACGUCCAGCUCUAGUUUAGAAAGUGACAGUUCGGAGGAUGAGAAGGGACUACUGUGUCUAUUCAGUCAAGAGGACUCAAAUGAAGAGCUGUGCCUUAUGGCAGAUGAAGAAGAGGUAACCUCACAAAACCACUCUUCUAAUUAUAGCUCUGAAUCCACAUAUCAUGAAAACCCUAGGGAAGCAUUCGAAAGAAUGAUGAAGAGUUUUGAUGGUAUUGAGGAUUCACACUUCAAGCUCAAAGAAGAGAAUGCCAAGCUAUUGGCAGAAAGACAAGAUCUCGAGGACUUAAGGUCCAAAAAUGCUGAGAUGCUUGAAUCUAUAAGCCAGCUUGAGAAGCAAGUUCAUUUUCUUGAGGAAGAGUAUGAUCAAAGACCAUCAGGGAGUAGAACCGGACUCGGUUAUAGCUCUAGCUCUCAUCAACAUGUUCUCUUAACACGACCAACUGACCCUUCUACUAGUGGAGGUUUAAGUUCUGUCUUUAUCCAAGGACAAACUGAAAAUCUUGAGCCAGUGAUUAACGCCAUAAAUGGAACAGAACCACAAUCAACGAGUCGAUCUAAUGAUCCGACUGAAACACGUAUUGUGGACCCUACGAGAGGGAAUUCCCAAAGCGGUAACCCGAGAAGUCAGCAGACCCCUCGGUAUAGACCACGCGUACCGAACCAUCAUAGUCGUGUCACAAAUGGUCAACCACUUGGGAAUAACCAAUCUAAAGGAAAAUUCCAAGGCAAUAAGAGGCAACACUAUUCACAGAGGCAACGCAAAGGUAGACCUCAGGGAAGACCGAGUUCUUACUCGAAUAGUGUCAAGAAUUUCAAAAAGUUCCCUAGCAAGCAUAAUGGCGGAGAUGGUAGACUAUACCCCAGUGAUGAGGACUAG
Ipomoea triloba (trilobed morning glory) is the source of this 1908-nucleotide messenger RNA. RefSeq lists its product as uncharacterized. NCBI's taxonomy places the organism in Eukaryota, Viridiplantae, Streptophyta, Magnoliopsida, Solanales, Convolvulaceae. The record is from RefSeq and is a predicted model, not a curated record. The transcript has 3 exons. Gene Ontology annotation, molecular function: zinc ion binding; nucleic acid binding. Bases 1 to 1908 code for a protein of 635 amino acids.